Vicia villosa (hairy vetch) is the source of this 563-nucleotide messenger RNA. RefSeq names its product cyclin-dependent kinases regulatory subunit 1-like. NCBI's taxonomy places the organism in Eukaryota, Viridiplantae, Streptophyta, Magnoliopsida, Fabales, Fabaceae. The coding region runs from base 95 to 361 and encodes 88 amino acids. Gene Ontology annotation, cellular component: cyclin-dependent protein kinase holoenzyme complex; SCF ubiquitin ligase complex. The record is from RefSeq and is a predicted model, not a curated record. Gene Ontology annotation, molecular function: protein kinase binding; cyclin-dependent protein serine/threonine kinase activator activity; ubiquitin binding. Gene Ontology annotation, biological process: regulation of mitotic cell cycle. The transcript is spliced from 4 exons.
CCCUCUUUCCACUCUCUCAACUCUCAUUUUCAAUUCUCAGUUUCUCACUCUUCAGAUUCGAAUCGAGCUAUUCAGAAACCCUAGUUUUUGAAGCAUGGGUCAGAUCCAGUACUCUGAGAAGUAUUUCGAUGAUAAUUAUGAGUAUAGGCAUGUUGUUUUGCCUCCUGAAGUUGCAAAAUUGCUUCCUAAGAGUCGGCUUCUCUCUGAAAAUGAGUGGCGUGCUAUCGGGGUUCAGCAGAGCCGUGGCUGGGUUCACUAUGCCAUUCAUCGUCCUGAGCCACACAUCAUGCUUUUCAGAAGGCCUUUGAAUUAUCAGCAGCAGCAGGAUAAUCAGGCACAGCAAAGCAUGCUUGUCAAAUGAUGAGGGUGAUUCUUAGUUCUACCGAACAUCCGAAAUGUCUGUUGGGGUGUACUUCUCGUGUACUGUUUGGUAGAUUUAUAUAAUUCUGCUAGUUAUUAUAUCCAAGUGAUCUUUUGCAUAAUCAGUUUGUUUUUGCGUUAAUAUUCUAUAACGCUUGUAAACAUUUUCAAGUUCGUACUUAUUAAAAACAGAAUUUUAAGAA